UCCAGCACAUCCCUGAGCCACAGCCGGGGAGAGAUGAAGGCAGAGGGGCCGGAGAGCUGAGGACCUGGCCAGCCUGGCCAGGACGCAGAGGAGGAUGCGGGUGGCGCACUGAGCAAGGCCUGGUGUCCGCAGCGGUACAGACCCAGCAUUGCCCAUGGAGCUGCAGGCCCCGGGCGCCCCUCCCCACACCCACCGGCCAGGCUGUGAGAGGCCAGAGGCCUAGGCCACCGGGAGGGUGUCGGCAGACAGAUGCUCCCCGGGCUGUGGAGUCUCCUGAGUGGGCUGCCGGGCGGGGUGCCAAGGGAGGAGGAUGCCGGCCAAGGGGCGCUACUUCCUCAACGAGGGCGAGGAGGACCCGGACGAACACGCGCUCUACGAGAAGUACCGCCUCACCAGCCAGCACGGGCCGCUGCUGCUCACGCUCCUGCUGGUGGCCGUCGCCGCCUGCGUUGCACUCAUCGUCAUCACCUUCAGCCAGGGGGACCCCUCCAGAAACCAGGCUGUCCUGGGGACGGUAUUCUUAAUGCUCGCCGUGUUUGUGGCUCUCUAUGUGCUGGUGUAUGUCGAGUGCCUCGUCCGGCGGUGGCUCAGGGCCUCAGCACUGCUCAUCUGGGCCUGCCUUGUGACGCUGGGCUACGUGCUGGUGUUUGACUCGUGGAGGAAGGCGGCCUGUGCGUCGCAGCAGGUGCCCUUCUUCCUGUUCGUUGUCUUCGUGGUGUACACACUCCUGCCCUUCAGCAUGCAGGGGGCCAUAGUGGUGGGGGUCAUCUCCAGCACCUCCCACCUCCUGGUGCUUGGCACUGUCAUGGAGAUCUUCACAAAGCCCAGCGUCAGCGUGGGGCUGCAGCUGCUGGCUGUUGCCGUUGUCUUCCUGUGCGUGAACCUCACGGGCGCCUUCCAUAAGCACCAGAUGCAGGACGCCUCCCGUGACCUCUUCACCUACACUGUGAAGUGCAUCCAGAUCAGGCGUAAGCUGCGCAUUGAGAAGCGCCAGCAGGAGAACUUGCUGCUGUCAGUGCUGCCGGCGCACAUCUCCAUGGGCAUGAAGCUGGCCAUCAUCGAGAGGCUCAAGGAGCGGGGGGACCGCCGCUGUGUGCCGGACAACAACUUCCACAGCCUCUACGUGAAGCGGCACCAGAACGUUAGCAUCCUCUACGCUGACAUCGUGGGCUUCACGCAGCUGGCCAGCGACUGUUCCCCUAAGGAGCUGGUGGUGGUGCUGAACGAGCUCUUCGGCAAGUUCGACCAGAUCGCCAAGGCCAAUGAGUGCAUGCGGAUCAAGAUCCUGGGCGACUGCUACUACUGCGUGUCGGGCCUGCCCGUGUCCCUGCCCACCCAUGCCCGGAACUGUGUGAAGAUGGGGCUCGACAUGUGCGAGGCCAUUAAGCAGGUGCGGGAGGCCACGGGCGUGGACAUCAGCAUGCGUGUGGGUAUACAUUCAGGAAACGUGCUGUGUGGUGUUAUUGGGCUGCGCAAGUGGCAGUACGACGUGUGGUCCCAUGACGUGUCCCUGGCCAACCGGAUGGAGGCGGCUGGAGUCCCCGGCCGGGUGCACAUCACAGAGGCGACGCUGAACCACCUGGACAAGGCGUACGAGGUGGAAGAUGGGCACGGGCAGCAGCGAGACCCCUACCUGAAAGAGAUGAACAUUCGCACCUACCUGGUCAUCGACCCCCGGAGCCAGCAGCCACCCCCGCCCAGCCAACACCUCCCCAAGCCCAAGGGGGAUGCGGCCCUGAAGAUGCGGGCGUCCGUGCGCAUGACCCGCUACCUCGAGUCCUGGGGGGCGGCGCGGCCCUUCGCACACCUCAACCACCGCGAGAGCGUGAGCAGCAGCGAGCCUCCUGUCCCCAGCGGGCGGAGGCCCAAGGCCAUUCCCCUGCGGCGCCAUCGGACCCCUGACAGAAGUACAUCCCCCAAGGGGCGGUCUGAGGACGACUCCUACGAUGACGAGAUGCUCUCAGCCAUCGAAGGGCUCAGCUCUACCAGGCCCUGCUGCUCCACGUCCGACGACUUCCAUGCCUGCGGGUUCAUCUUCCAGGAGAAGGGCUCCGAGCGAGAGUACCGCCUGGCGCCCAUCCCCCGGGCCCGUCACUACUUUGCCUGUGCCAGUCUCGUCUUCGUCUGCAUCCUGCUCGUCCAUGUCCUGCUGAUGCCCAGGAUGGCAGCUCUGGGCGUGUCCUUCGGGCUGGUGGCCUGCGUGCUGGGGUUGGUGCUGGGCCUGUGCUUUGCUGACGAGAUCUUGAGGUGCUGCCCAGCCUGGGGGACACUCCGGGCCAUCUCUGAGAGGGUGGAGACGCAUCCCCUGCUGCGGCUGUCCCUGGCUGUGCUGACCAUCGGCAGCCUGCUCACCAUUGCCAUCGUCAACCUGCCGCUGACUCCGUUCCCAGCCGUGGAGCUGCCUGCUGGCAAUGAGACAAACCUGAGGUCUGUGAGCAGCAGGGAGAAGGCCCUGUGCGAGCUCCUCCUGUAUUACACCUGCAGCUGCAUCCUGGCCUUUGUGGCUUGCUCUGUUUUCCUGCGGAUGAGCCUGGAGCUGAAGGUCGUGCUUUUGACAGUGGCCUUGGUGGCCUACCUGGUGCUUCUCAACAUCGCCCCAUGCUGGCAGUGGGGCUGCUGUGGCCACAGCCUGGGCAACGUCACCAAGACCAACAGCACCCUCAGCUCCCCUUCCUGCUCGUGGAGGGACCUGCAGACGACGAUCAACUUCGCCCUGGUUCUGUUUUACGUCACCCUCGCCUUGCUGUCCCGACAGAUUGACUAUUACUGCCGCUUGGAUUGUUUGUGGAAGCAGAAGUUCAAGAAGGAGCACGAGGAGUUUGAAACCAUGGAGAACGUGAACCGCCUGCUUCUGGAGAAUGUGCUGCCAGCCCACGUGGCCGCCCACUUCAUUGGUGACAAGUUAAACGAGGACUGGUACCAUCAGUCGUACGACUGCGUCUGUGUCAUGUUUGCGUCCGUGCCAGACUUCAAAGUGUUCUACACUGAGUGUGACGUCAACAAGGAAGGCCUGGAGUGCCUGCGCCUGCUGAACGAGAUUGUCGCUGACUUUGACGAGCUCCUGCUAAAGCCCAAGUUCAGUGGUGUGGAGAAGAUCAAGACCAUCGGCAGCACGUACAUGGCAGCUGCAGGGCUCAGUGUCCCCUCAGGGCACGACAACCAGGACCUGGAGCGCCAGCACGCCCACAUUGGCAUCAUGGUGGAGUUCAGCAUCGCCCUGAUGAGCAAGCUGGACGGCAUCAACAGGCACUCCUUCAACUCCUUCCGCCUCCGAGUCGGCAUAAACCACGGGCCUGUGAUUGCUGGAGUGAUCGGGGCGCGAAAACCUCAGUAUGACAUCUGGGGAAACACGGUUAACGUUGCCAGCCGAAUGGAGAGCACUGGGGAACUUGGGAAAAUCCAGGUUACCGAAGAGACAAGUGCCAUCCUCCAGGGACUAGGUUAUUCUUGUGAAUGCCGUGGACUGAUCAACGUCAAAGGCAAAGGCGAGCUGAGGACUUACUUUGUCUGUACAGACACUGCCAAGUUUCAAGGGCUGGGGCCCAACUGAAGGCUUUCGGUCGGUGCAGAACAUGCUGGAAGCCAACUUCCUUCCCUGAAGCAAGGCGAGGGGAAGACUCGGACCUACACCAGUCACAGAGGCAUUCCAAGGGUUUGGCCACCAGCACCCUGACAGCCGCGCACGGCUUCCUUGGACUGGCACUAGAGGAUUUCUUGGAAUGUGCGCCAGACCCCAGUUUGAGGCGACCACUGCGCCUUAUCACGCACAGGCAGCGGACCCUCUGGGCUGUCAGAGUCUGCAACGCAGCCUCCAGCACAGCAGGAAAAGGCUUGUUUGUGAGUUUUAGAUCCUUAGUCCCCUAGGUGCUGUGGAGAAGCUCUGAGGGCCUGACUCGAACACACAUCCCCCUCACGGCCUGGGAGCUAUACGAGGGUAUGAGACCAAGACAAGCUGUCCAGGAUGGGUCGGGGACUCCCUUCUCCCAGUGGACCAACUACAGGAUUCUGCAUUUCUCAUACAGGCAUUCUUGGAAAGAGAAUUGAAAAGGGUGGUUUAAACCUAUAAAUGGUUUCCAACAGUAAGGAGAAAAACCACAAUGGACACGUGUUAUUUCUUGUCAUCUCUGGCAUGUGUUUGUUUUAAAUGGAUACAUUGUUAGGAGGUUUUAUCCUUUUUAGUGACUUCUUAGAUGCUAGACAAAAUAUCUUCCCUUCAGUGUAUUCUUUGCUUUUUUAACCACUGACACAUAAGUAGGACUGCUGUCCAGUGUGAGCUUAUGGGAUUAGCCCAGCUGUGGGGACGGAGUGCUGAGGAAUGUGGCUCGUGGCAAGAGGCGCGUAGCCUUGGCUUGGAAUCAUACAGCCCUGAUGCCAGCAUUCUGAGGCUAGGCUCAGAAAGUGAAGAGCCUAGGAAAGAAGGCACAGCCUCCGAGCCCCUCCCUGCCUGCCCAGGUGGUUUUGAGUGCUCCCCUGCAGUCUUCAGCUAUGUCUUAGUCUCGAUGUCGGAAAGGACUGGAGUCUGUGUAGAGAGAAUUUGGACAACCUGUAGUACGUCUUCCCUUUUCUUUUGUCCUCAUAGCUAAGUCUGAAGCCCUUCAAAACUAGGAGCUACUCAGCAUACACACGUGUAACAGUUCCCGUCCCGGGAAGCCAGCCUGUCACGGGUGCUGUGUUCUGGUUCGGAACUGCACGGACGAAGGCAGGCGCACAGGGCCAGGUCUGGGAGAUGGUGUCUUACAGUGCUCCACCUCAGUCAGAGAGGGCAACCUGUUUCAAGGUGAGACAGACAGUGCCAUUCCUUCUGAACUGACUUCACUGCUUCAUGCCCAGAGCACCCCAGGAUUGCUGAGACAGCUGAUUUCACUAUGACAGGGCUUCUUAGCUAGACGUCAUCCGUGAACCCCUGAAAUUAUACUGAAAGUCUUGCAGACAGGAGACUUCAAAAGAUCAGACAGGGCUGAGACAGGUGACUAAGCAGCCAGGUCUGCCUGGGAUGGGGGGGUUCGGGACAAGGUGCCACCCUAGCUGCAGAGUAGUUGUGUGCAGCCAGGGGCAGGGAGGGGCUGACACUCAACCUGCUGUCUGCGGGGGCCGUGUCCUGCAGGGCUUAUGAGCCCGAGAAGGGGGCUGCUUCUAAUGUGCACAGGUGCUGGGUGGGCUGGUGGCAGCUUUGAGGCGCUGCGUGUAACUGGAGUAGGUAUGAGUAAAUUGUAAGAACCUGCUGUAUAAAGGAACUUCAUGUCAAAAAGCUGGCAAGGGAAACGUCCUCUCAGAAGCCAUGGGACCAGGGCGGCUCCGCGGGGCUCUCCUGGGAGCCAGAGGCUCUGCCGCUGGUGUGGGCAGACGCGCGACAGCGUGCGGGGCCUCUCUGCGGGGCUGUGCGGCAGUCAAGCUCGCCAGCAGCAGAAAUCCCAAUUGGGAGUUUAAAAAACUGGUUACCACUCAAGUAUUUUUCUUUAUUUCCAAUUGAAGCACUGUGCUCAGAAAAGAAUACUCUGUAAGUUUUUCAUUUUGAUGUUCAGAUCAUGGUGUCUAACUGACCAUACAAAUCACUGCAGUUAUUUUUAUAAAUCUGUUCUCUGACUACCAAGCCAGUUCCUCAUUGGCGUCGUUUUGUUUUAUGAAAGGACACGUGCCUUUUCUAACACUGACCUUCUCUAUGGGCCGAGGACUUGCUCAAAGUCUCUAUGCAGGCAGCCUCACUGACUCUCGUGAAAAUCAGAAGUUUUCUGGUUCACUUAUUAGGAAACUUUCCUCACAGAAAAGAUCAUCAUUAACACCCUGUGUGCAUUGUGUAUAUAACAGGCGAAUGUACAGAAAUAUGCUUUGAGAAGGUGCAUGCAAACACCUAGCGGUUAUUCUGUAUACUGAAUAUUUAUACAGCUGUAACGUUUGUUUCAAAAUGUAUUUCAUUUUUAUAAAGUGCCAGUGUUUCUACUUUGUUCAGAUUUUCAUACAUUAAAUGAGCAAUCUGGAAAACCUGAGUGUCCUCAAGUGUUUUGCAUUGUUUUCGUGGUCUUCAGGAACUUAGCU
Molecule: messenger RNA, 6033 nt
Organism: Equus quagga
Lineage: Eukaryota; Metazoa; Chordata; Mammalia; Perissodactyla; Equidae
Gene: ADCY7
Product: adenylate cyclase 7
Exons: 26
Coding region: 311-3550 (1079 amino acids)
Biological process (GO): adenylate cyclase-inhibiting G protein-coupled receptor signaling pathway; cAMP biosynthetic process; adenylate cyclase-activating G protein-coupled receptor signaling pathway
Cellular component (GO): plasma membrane
Molecular function (GO): adenylate cyclase activity
Source: RefSeq, a predicted model, not a curated record